AUGUCGGCAUCAAAGGCACCUCCUCCACUGGAGACAACACACAUCAUUGGUGGGAACGUGAAGCAGGCGAAGUUCGAUCGUCAAUUGCGCCUCUGGGGUGCCGAUGGACAGGUGGCCCUCGAAACAGCGCAUGUCGUUGCGCUUGGUGUGACCCUGGCUAUCGCCGAAGCGCUUAAAUCCCUCGUGCUGACUGGCGUGCGAACUGUUACCCUCGUCGACGAGCGGGUUGUAUCUGGCGAGGACGUAGGAACCAACUAUUUCGUGACGCCCACGGCGGUCGGCUCUCCCCUGGCGGCGACGGUGUUGCGGCACAUCUGCGUGUUGGGGGAGCAGUGCAGUGCGGUACCGGUGCAGGAGUCCCCGAGGGAAUGGGCCGCUAAGUACACCGCAGCUGUAGACGAGGACUGGGCUGCUGGAUGCGUAGGCAUUGGUCGAGGUUGGUCAUUCACAGCGGCAAGGGAGACACAGACUGAGCCAGGACUGCCAACGUCGGCUGUGCUGCGACUCCUCGCUGGUUAUGCGCCACUGGAAAUCGUGGACAGCUCUGCUUCAUUCACGAAUUCCUCUCGAGACGACUCCACCCACCAACCGUCUCUGCCGAGUCUCAUACUUGUCAGUGAGCGGUACGGCGAUCUCUCGCCAAUGUCGCCGCUUCUGCAGAGCUGCACGACACGUGUGCACCCGGAUGUGCCGGUGCUACUGGUCCGCAGCAGUGGCUUACUCGGGAUGCUUCAAACGUACUGCUGUGAUCGCGUCAUCACGCGCCCGCAGAACCCAACGCAGGUGCAGAUGGAGGAUCUACGCAUCUUUGAGCCGUUUCCGGCGCUGCAGGCUUGGUUCGACGCGCACGAUCCAGACGAUGCUGCGCAGUUCCCGGUGGACAGCGCGGACGCCAUGACGCUGCACAGCUACCUACCGUACCCGUGCAUCGUGCAUCACGCCUUUCGGCGAUGGUGGGCUGCGCUGCCGGAGGAGGAGAAGAAAUCUCGGCAGCAGUCCAAAUCUUCCUCGACCUUUCCACUGACCACCAACGACUACCGCGCCAUUUCUUCCUUCGUUGGGGGGAUGAUACGGCGGCAGAACCCGCCCGAGGAGGCCUUUGUGGAGGCGAUGGAGAAGUGCACGGCGAAGCUGAAUCGACCAGUGGUGCAGCAGCUACCAGAGGCGCUCGCCGAGCUGCUGCGCGAUGCGCGUUGCGCGGAUCCCAUGCGCGCUAUGAAAGCGGCACAGUCGCGUGUCUCGCCAGCGGCACUGAUGUCGCCAUUUCCUGCGACGUGCCAGAUGGCGGCACUGCUUGUUUGGGGGUGUCCGGAUGUGCUUGUAUGGUUCAUUCUCCAAGCCGUGAAGUUGUUCGUGACGGGGAAAGUCGGCGGCGAGCGGGAAGCGGACAACGUGGCCUCCGACAAGUCGCCCACGGUGCGCCAAAGUAGGGCUAGUGCGGGGGAGGGGGAAGACGGGUGUGUGACAGCCUACACAGAGGCGCUGCCGUUCCGUCCCAUAUACGCCGCCUAUCAUAUGCCAUACUCGGGCUACCUGCCAGACUUCACGACAACCACCAUUUGGUACCGCGAGUUGCAGGACCUGUACCAGGCAAAGCAUGCCGCAGACGUGGCGUGUAUUGCGGCGACGGCCUUGGAGCUUGUCGAAGCGGCACUCCUACAGGAGGAAGAGCAAGCUCGCGCGAGAGAGGACGCAGAAGAGCAACAACAGUUCCACGGUCCGUUGAUGAUGUCGCCCUUGGCGACGAGGCUGAAGCCGCUCCUCCUCAAGCACACAGAAACGGUGGUGGAAAACAUCUGGGACAUACGAGGCGUUCGAUUUUCUGCCGCCUAUCGCUCCACUACGGAGGCGGAGUGGCGGCAGCGACUGGGGCGACGACUGGUGUGGCUGACACGUUACAUCUCCUUUGACGUGGAAUGGAGCGCAGACGCGCGGCGAGCGGCGUGCUUCGCGGUGGCCUUUCUCUCCAAAGAGGAGCUUCAGCGUCGUUGCGUGCGCGUUGCGGAGAGUGGCCUGAGCGGGAGCAGCAUCGCGCAGGAGGCUGCUGUGCUCAUGUCGCAGGCGUCCCAGGUGAAGACCGCGCUCAGCGACGAAGAUGACGAGGGCUUAACUCGCCAACCCUUUGAUGAAUCGGUCGCUUCGUGGUGGGGCGAAGAGGGCUCGCAAAGAGUUUUUACACAGACAUGCGAGGAAGUCGCGCGGUGGAGCAGUGAUAAAGAUGGUAACCGUGCGUGUAUGCAACUUCCCUCUGUAGCGGCGUCGACGGGCGCGUUGGCGGCGCAGGAGGCAGUGAAGUUGCUCAUGCGCAUUCGCGUUCCGUGCGCACAGCCGAUGCUCUACGACGGCUACACGAACAAAGUUUUCCUGCUGUAA
Molecule: messenger RNA, 2373 nt
Organism: Leishmania braziliensis MHOM/BR/75/M2904
Lineage: Eukaryota; Euglenozoa; Kinetoplastea; Trypanosomatida; Trypanosomatidae
Exons: 1
Coding region: 1-2373 (790 amino acids)
Biological process (GO): protein neddylation
Cellular component (GO): cytoplasm
Molecular function (GO): NEDD8 activating enzyme activity
Source: RefSeq, a predicted model, not a curated record